GGAAAAUCGUUCUUUCUGUUCUUGGAGUCGGGAAACUGCAGUUGAAGUGAAUCAGUUAAAGUAUCACCUUGAAUAGAAACUGAAACAACAAACUAAUUAAAUAUGUUACGACAGAUAACGGGAGCCAUUGGAUCCCUCAGACUUAGGACGUACGGAGUCAAUUACCAUAGUGGAAAUUACAGAAAUGUUAAGGAGCGGAGAAACGUGUAUGGAAAUACCAACACUAACAGGAAUGGACGUUUUGAGAAUCACAAUAAAAAUAAUAUUAACAAUAUUUCUGGCAACUUGAGGAAACCAAAUUGGAGUUCAGAAAGUUUAAAACCAUUUAAAAAAGAUUUUUAUAUACCACAUCCUGAUGUCCAGUCACGUCAUCCACAAGACAUAGAUUCAUUUAGACAAGAAAAUCAAAUCACACUUAAGGGAGAAAAAAUUCCAAAUCCUAUUCAACAUUUUGAAGAAGGAAAUUUCCCUGAUCAUGUCAUGCAAUGUAUCAGAAAACAAGGAUUCAGUGAGCCAACAGCUAUUCAAGCUCAAGGAUGGCCAAUUGCUAUGUCUGGUCAAAACAUGGUUGGAAUAGCACAAACUGGCUCUGGAAAGACUUUAGGAUACAUCUUGCCAGCAUUAGUACAUAUUAGUAGUCAACAACCUUUAAAUCGUGGCGAUGGGCCGAUUGCUCUCAUCCUAGUGCCAACCAGAGAAUUGGCACAACAAAUUCAAGAUGUUGCCCACAAUUUCAGCUCUUUGUCAUAUGCAAAAAGUACAUGUAUUUUUGGUGGAGCACCAAAAGGAAAACAAGCUCGUGAUUUAGAACAAGGAGUUGAAAUCUGCAUUGCCACACCUGGACGAUUAAUCGAUUUUCUGGAACAUGGCACAACCAACUUACGCAGAUGCACUUACCUGGUAUUGGAUGAAGCAGACAGAAUGUUAGACAUGGGUUUUGAGCCUCAAAUUCGAAAAAUCAUUGAACAAAUUAGGCCAGACAGACAAGUUCUUAUGUGGUCUGCAACAUGGCCAAAAGAAGUCAGAAAUCUUGCCGAAGAAUACCUUGUAGAUUAUACACAAUUGAACAUUGGAUCAUUAACCCUGUCAGCUAACCACAACAUUCUACAAAUUAUUGAUGUUUGUGAGGAACAUGAAAAACAAACAAAAUUAGAAAACCUUCUGCAGGAAAUUAGUAGUGUUAAUCCUAAUGAUGGAAAGACAAUAAUUUUUGUUGAAACAAAGAAAAAAGUAGAGAAUAUUGCCAGAAAUAUUCGUCGUUAUGGCUGGCCUGCAGUAUGCAUACACGGUGACAAAUCGCAAGGAGAAAGAGAUCAUGUUCUUACAGAAUUCAGAAGGAAAAGGAACGCAAUUCUUGUAGCAACAGAUGUUGCUGCCCGCGGAUUAGAUGUCGACGACGUAAAGUUUGUGAUCAACUUCGAUUACCCAACAUCAUCUGAAAACUACAUUCAUAGAAUCGGUAGGACGGGUCGUUCAAAUAAUUCAGGAACGAGUUAUGCGUUCUUUACACCACAAAAUUGUCGACAAGCGAAAGAUUUAAUCAAUGUGCUCCAAGAAGCGAAACAAGUCAUUAACCCUAAACUUUGGGAACUCGCGGAGAAAACCGGAAAUGGUAUUGCUCAACAUCGUUGGGGAAACGACAACUAUCGUAGACGAGAAAAUAAUUUCCCCAAAAUUCACAAACGAUUUGAUGCAGUAAAUUACUUCAACGCGUAGAUCUGUUCCAACUUCCGACCACAUUACCAAACAAAAUUAUCUGUUGGAGAUUCAAAACUUGUUGCAAGGAAGAUUCUUCACGUUAUUUUAUGUUAGAUACGUGUUCGGUUAGUUCUUUUUUAUUUUUAUUUAUAAUUGUUUUAAUUGCUAAUAAUAGGGACUCAGUAAUACAAUAGAGAAACAAAAAACAUGUGCUUUUGAUAGAUUUUUAUUACUAUAUUUUUACACUGUCAUUUGUUUGAAGCACGGAGAAAGUGAAUAAAUACGUAAAAUACGAUGAUUGACAAUAUUGCAAAGAUUAAAUUUAGUUAAAAAAUUUUUUGUUUUAUUUAAAUCUUAGUUACAACAAAUUUUAAUUGUAAUUUAUAGUGAAGGAAUUAUGAAGAUUUCUUUUUGAAUAAAAAUUCUCUGUGUAUUUUCGAAGAUGGGGGUUUAAAGAGACAUGGGUAGAUAGUAAAUGUAUCAGUAUUCGUUCCACUUUAAUGUGAUCAAUUUUAUUUUUUGAUCAUACAAUAAAGUUACUUUCUUGUUUAACUAUAUUUAUACGUUAAAGUGUCCUAAAUAUUAUGACUAAAACUACAUUUGUUACAUGAACGUUUUAUCAAUGUUAAGUAUUGAUAUUACGAGAUAAUUUUAAUUUAUUGAAAAAGAGAAACAUCGGUUGAUCGAUUCAAUCUUACAGUAAAGUAUUAUCUAUAUGUAAAAAUGUAGUUUGAUUAAAACUUUCCAUCGAUCUGACGGAGUAUUCAAGACCGUCAUAGCACUUGAACCUGCGUUUCCCGUAACUCCGCACAUUGCUGUAUCACAUUUGUAAUUUAAGAAAUAAACUGACUAAAUUAAA
Messenger RNA from Megachile rotundata (alfalfa leafcutting bee), 2557 nucleotides. Its product is annotated as putative ATP-dependent RNA helicase DDX5. The record is from RefSeq and is a predicted model, not a curated record. Gene Ontology annotation, molecular function: RNA helicase activity; ATP binding; nucleic acid binding. NCBI's taxonomy places the organism in Eukaryota, Metazoa, Arthropoda, Insecta, Hymenoptera, Megachilidae.